Molecule: messenger RNA, 2036 nt
Organism: Glossina fuscipes
Lineage: Eukaryota; Metazoa; Arthropoda; Insecta; Diptera; Glossinidae
Gene: bbc
Product: cholinephosphotransferase 1
Exons: 8
Coding region: 408-1805 (465 amino acids)
Biological process (GO): phosphatidylethanolamine biosynthetic process
Cellular component (GO): Golgi apparatus; endoplasmic reticulum membrane
Molecular function (GO): ethanolaminephosphotransferase activity; diacylglycerol cholinephosphotransferase activity
Source: RefSeq, a predicted model, not a curated record
AAGAAAUAGGCAACUAAUGGUUUUUAGCUUACUUUGAGAUUGCUUGCAAAAGAAAAAAGAAUUAACGAAUUAAUCAAUUAAUUGUAGAAAUUGUCUUUGAAUUUUAAAAAAAAGUUGAUAAUUUUACUUAAAUAUAAGUUACGCUAAUAUCUAAAAAAAAAGUAAAUAAUAAAAGAAGAGAAAUCUAAUCAUCUUAAAGUGCGUUUGUGCAAGAAACUAAGAAAAGGGCACAUUCUACCCAUUCUAUUCAAUGUAAUUUAUGCGGAACUAAUAAAGAAUAUUCCUUUAAAUAAUCAGAAAAGAUAAUUAAAAAUAAUACAAAUGAAAUUUUUAUAGAAAAAUUGUAUAUCCUGCGAAUCUAUGAUAACACAUGAAUAUAAGUGAAAAUCAUAACAUCAUUACCAACGAUGAAUAAGAAAUCUAUGUUGGCUUACAAAGAGGAUCGCAUAUUAACAACACAACAGUUGAAAAAACUCUCCGAACACAAAUAUCAAUGUAAUAAUGCAAGUCUAUUGGAUCCUUGGCUGCAGCCAUGGUGGAAUUGUUUGGUCUCGAAAACUCCUUUGUGGUUGGCACCGAAUUUAAUUACAAUUGUCGGUCUAAUAGUAAAUGUUGUCACAACUUUAAUAUUAGUGGGAUACAGCCCAGGCGGAAUAACUCCUCCACCGCGAUGGACUUGCCUACUUUGUGCUUUUGGCCUGUUUGUUUACCAAAGUCUAGAUUCAAUAGACGGAAAGCAAGCAAGGCGAACAAAUACGUCUUCGCCGUUGGGUGAGCUUUUCGAUCACGGUUGCGAUUCCAUAUCCACUGUGUUUAUUGCUUUAUCGGCCUGUAUAUCCUGUCAGUUGGGCCACUAUCCUAAUUGGUUAUUCUUCCAGUGUUUUUGUGCUAUUGGUUUGUUUUAUUGUGCCCAUUGGCAAACUUAUGUUUCGGGCACGUUACGCUUUGGAAAAAUUGAUGUAACUGAAGCUCAGUUAACGAUCAUCGGUAUACAUUUAAUAUCAACCGUGUUUGGUCCGGAAUUCUGGUUAACGAAGAUUUUUGGUAAUUUAGAAUUAUGGUCUUCCAUAUCGCUAAUGACUAUAAUUUGCGGUAUUUGGUCAUUAUCCUAUAUAUCCUCAGUUAUUUUGGCUGGUGGUGUCGGCAAGAAUGGCAGUACAGUAGCACUGCCGAUAAUGGAAUUAAAUAAGAAUUAUGUAAUUCUAAUUGGAAUAACAAUUUGUUAUGGCAUAAAUUUUGUAAAUUUUUGCAAAAUGUUUUUGGAGGGCGGCAGUGGCAAGAAUGGCUCCUCUGUGGCUGGUACUAGCGUUUUAUCGCCGAGUAUACCGUUGACACUGGUGAUAUUACCGGCAUUUAUAAUAGCCAAGAAAUCGCCAGAGAAUAUCUUUUCGGAACACGCCUCUUUAUACAUUAUCGCCUUUGGCUUGGUGGCAGCUAAAGUGACCAAUAAAUUAGUGAUUGCUCAUAUGACCAAAGCUGAAAUGGAAUAUUUGGAUUGGUCUCUUUUGGGUCCGGGUCUAUUGUUCCUUAAUCAAUAUUUUAAUUGCGUAGUGCCAGAAAUAUGGUUACUCUGGUUCACCCUAAUUUGGGCUACUCAGGAUUUAAUGCGAUACUGUGCGCAAGUCUGUUUGGAAAUUUGUGCUCAUUUACAUAUAGACUUAUUUACUAUACCUUACCCACCACGCACUGCGGUCACUCAAGGCACUAGUACGAAUACGAACAGCGCAUCUAUCAGCAGUUCUAGUGAUAAGAAUGGCGCCACUCAUCACCGAAGGGCCUCACGCCAAACAAAUAGAAAACAUUAACCUCCAAUAAUUAUGGUCCUGCGUAUUUUAGAGAGAAUUAUAAUCUUAUGCAACCUUAUUUUUUAGCAUCUUUUUAAGCGCUUCUCUUUUAUUUUAUUCUCUUUUUCAAUAUUUAAUAUAUUCCUUUUUUAAUGUGUACAUGUAAUAGAAUUGAUAUCCUGAAAAGGUGUAAUAGGCAACUAGGAAGUUCUCUUUUUAAGUUUUUCUUUUUACAUUUUCAUUUGUCAUUUU